Messenger RNA from Vicia faba (fava bean), 354 nucleotides. NCBI's taxonomy places the organism in Eukaryota, Viridiplantae, Streptophyta, Magnoliopsida, Fabales, Fabaceae. The record is from the annotation of a GenBank genome assembly.
AUGCAUAUGCAUAUCAACUCAGACAAAAAACAAAAUGGAAACAUAAACUACCAUGACAGUGGUGAGAUGGUUGUUCUUUCACAGUUUGUAAACGUUCUUGUAGUUGUUACGACAUGGCGUUAUAUGGUGAGUUUAGUUGGUUUGAAUGGGCUUAGUGGUGGUGUCGGAAGAACCUUGGAUCUGGUGUUUUAUGGUUACGUUUGUGGUGUUGAUGAGUUUUCGGUGGUUACAAAACAGAUGGAAGUGAUGGAGGUAAGGAAGGGUGAAGGAAAGGUUUGUUCCAGUAGAGUGUGUAUGGUGAUGUUGUUGUCAUGGUGGAAUGGUUUACCGCGGAGGAUGAAAAUGAGGUUGUAA